AUGCCUUACAGCAGACUCUGCCACGAAGGUCACUACGUCCACUCACUGUUGACACGGCUGAGUCGUCUGCGUACCGUUCAAGCGUCUGUCAAUGGGACAAAUGAGCCACUCAGUACCUUUAAGCUGCCUCACCAUGAUCGGAACAUUUCGACAGCAUCCACCACCCUCGAUCCUCCUCUCAACGACUGGGGCACUUACACCAGCGACCUUUCUUUUGACAAACAUUUUAUCAUAGAACAUGCCAACCCCACGUGUUGGCAGUUCUUGGGCAGCAGCUCGCCGUAUGCGUUGGUGGUUGAAGUCCUCGUGCAUGCGCAGUCGAAGCUGGGUUCCCUAGUCCACCAUCCAGACUAUGCCGGGCCUGAGUUUUGGCUCAAUGCCCAGAGCACGGAGGUAGCUGAGCCAUUGCAGCCCAGGGCUACUCCAUCGCGGACUGAGAUCCAGAUGCUCAUCAACUUGUACAUGUCGACCACAAAUACUCUGAUGACCUUCUUUGACCCGGAAGACAUGGCCUACGAGAUCGAUACCUAUUUGCGCCACCAUGGCUCAAAUGUCAAGUACCUCACUGGAAAGGAAGCGCAUCAGUUUUUCCGGGUUGCCAUGAUCUGUGCCAUCGCUGCAGCGAAUAAGGCGAGGCAUCACUCCGUGUACGACACCGAAUCAAUGGCGUACUAUUCCGAAGGCCUACAAUGUGUUGAAGAGGUAACCUCGGAUGUAUCUCCCGAUGCACUUCAAGCCCUGCUCCUUCUUAUUCUGUUUACUUUGUUCCAGCCCCGGAAAGGCGACAUCUGGAAAUUGUUGGAUUUCGCCUGCCGUUUGAGCGUAGAGCUCAACUAUCACACCGAAACUAACGACGAAUACGAAGACGAGAAGAGUCGGAAGAAGCGUCGUGGUAUAUUCUGGGGACUAUAUUGUAUCGAGCGGACCAUGGGACAACACCUUGGCCGGCCUUCGGAUCUGACCGAAGAGAUCAUUACCGCUGAAUAUCCAGCCUCGUUGAAUGAAGCCCCAAUGGCCGACCCAGAAACGCUCCAGACGAUUUUUACCUCUCACUACUACCGACUUACAUAUCUCCGCUCGGAGAUAUUCCGGGAAUUAUACCUACCGGCAGUAGCACCAACAUUGCCCCGGAUGUGGUAUGAGCAGACUGUCGAGUCCAUGUUGGCGUGGCGGCGAGAACUACAGUUCAUCGAGACUGCGCCUGGAAUGGGUAGCAUGACAUGCGAGACGGGCUUUGAUACGUCCAUCUGUUUCCUGUUCCAGCCGCUCUUGCUGCGAGCACUAGCAGCAACCAAAGACCCAAUCCUAGGACCAGAGAUCACCGAAGUCAUACCACGCGAGAGCUACCACUCUGCUGUGAAGAUCGUCGAAUUCUACAACAAGCUCUUUCGUGGCGCUGAGGGUACUCCUUGGGGGAUGUAUCCGAUCACCAUGAUUUCGGCACACUACAUCCACCAAGCCACCAUCAUCAUCAUGGCACAUUGUCUGUUGGCCAUUGACGGACGAUUGCCUGUCGUGAGUUUUUCGAGGGAGCUCAGUGGCGACAUAGAAGGCCCAGUGGACUUCAGUGGAAUCCAUGAAAUAUCUGGGACAUGCUUGAUCUUACUGAAUACUCUGUCUAAGAAGUGGGCCGGCAUGGUGGGCAUAUUGGACAUCUACAAAAGCCUACAAGCGAAAGUGUUGCCGAUCAUGAUGCGGAGUGGGCUGGGAUAA
Messenger RNA from Fonsecaea erecta, 1713 nucleotides. RefSeq lists its product as hypothetical. Gene Ontology annotation, biological process: DNA-templated transcription; positive regulation of transcription by RNA polymerase II. The transcript has 2 exons. The record is from RefSeq and is a predicted model, not a curated record. The coding region runs from base 1 to 1713 and encodes 570 amino acids. Gene Ontology annotation, molecular function: DNA-binding transcription factor activity, RNA polymerase II-specific; zinc ion binding; sequence-specific DNA binding. NCBI's taxonomy places the organism in Eukaryota, Fungi, Ascomycota, Eurotiomycetes, Chaetothyriales, Herpotrichiellaceae.